AUGCUGGGCUUCUUAGAGGAUAUGGUCAAUGUUGUCACUGGGCAUAAGGAUAGGAGAAUACAAAAAAACCGGGAGAUCCAAGCUCAACGAGAAGCAAAAGCUAAACGGGAAGCAUAAGCUCAACAGGAAGCACAAGCACAAGCACAACGGGAGUAUGAAGAGCGAAAAAGACGAUAUGAGGCUCAGGAACGAAAAGAAGCGUACUAUCGUGAGCGUAUGAGUGACUUGAGAAGCUCCGAACUAUCGCAGAGAAGAGCCGAGGAAGAACGCGCAGAUAGAGAAAGACAGGAAGCCGUGAAACAGUUACAUGAGACAAAAAUUGAGAACAAUAAGAGAGAGGAUGAACUCGUCAAAUCACAUCAAAAAGAAUAUUACGAAGCAAUGCAAAGAUCAGAUGAGGCAUUGAGAAACCAAAAAGAUGCGGAUAAUAAGGAAAUGAUGACAAGGGAGAAGAUUGAUCAAGAAAUGCGGAAACAGACCGAGCAGAAUAAAAAUCGCAUCGAGGAGAGCAUAUUUUCAAACGUCAAAGCGCGGAAAGAGGAGAACACCCGAUUUCAAGAGGAGUGUCAUAACGAGAAGAAACAAUUUGGACUGAAAGUCUUGAAGACAGCGGAAGAGAACAACGCCAUUGUUUUGAACGAAACGCAGAGAACCAAUGAAAUCAAGUUGGGUAAUGAAAAAAAUCAAAUAGAUCAUGAUUCACGAGUUUAUGAGCUAGAAGAAAGGAGUAUGGCAACAAAGAUGUGCGUCAACCAAGAACGGGAGAAAGACAGAAAAGAAGCUGUUUUCAUUGCUGUUGUCAAGAGAAUGAUCAGCGCUGGACGAGAUGUUACAGGCAAAGUCGACUCUUUGGCGGAUCACACAUUCAAACUAACGACCGGAAGUGGAGGAUCGGAUUUGGAAGGCGAUAUUGAGCUUUGUGAGCAUAUUAUUUCCAUGAUCAAUGACAAAAUAGUGAAACUACAAGAGAGUUGCUUGGAUAUUUCAAACUCCAACAACACCGAUCAUUCCAUGGUUGAACAAGUGCAGAAAAAAGCUGAAGAGAUUAAAGAGUCUGCACGGGAGAUUCAAAAACAUUUAGCACAAUUUCAAGCUUUGUUAUCAAACGAUUCGAAUACCGAAUCGCUAAACCUAUUCCAAAACGUUCAAGCCGAAAGUGAGAGCCUGAAAAAGAUGAUUAAAUUGAUACCAGCUGUCACUCAAACCAAUCACGCAGAAACGUAUCUAAGAAAACAAAGAGAAACACUAGCUCUUGGCACUGGAAAGGAUCAUUCGAGUGUUGCAGCAAAAGGCAAAGUUCAAGCAUCUUUGAAGGACAAGAAAUGA
Messenger RNA from Caenorhabditis elegans, 1326 nucleotides. NCBI's taxonomy places the organism in Eukaryota, Metazoa, Nematoda, Chromadorea, Rhabditida, Rhabditidae. The record is from the annotation of a RefSeq genome assembly.